Mandrillus leucophaeus (drill) is the source of this 974-nucleotide messenger RNA. RefSeq names its product transcription elongation factor A (SII)-like 5 (gene TCEAL5). The record is from RefSeq and is a predicted model, not a curated record. The transcript is spliced from 2 exons. The coding region runs from base 102 to 722 and encodes 206 amino acids. Lineage: Eukaryota; Metazoa; Chordata; Mammalia; Primates; Cercopithecidae.
CUGCAGGUCUUCAGGUCUGUGGUUGUGGACACUAACCCAGACAAGAAAAGGAAAGACCUGCAGUAUCAGUGCAGGAAAGGCAAAGAAGGGAACAUCUCGACAUGGAAAAGCUCUACAAAGAAAAUGAAGGAAAGCCAGAGAAUGAAAGAAACCUAGAAAGUGAGGGAAAGCCAGAAGAUGAAGGAAGUACAGAAGAUGAAGCAAAGUCAGACGAGGAAGAAAAGCCGGACAUGAAGGGGAAGACAGAAUGCGAGGGAAAGCGAGAGGAUGAGGGAGAGCCAGGUGAUGAGGGACAACCAGAAGAUGAGGGAAGCCAGGAAAAGCAGGGCAAGUCCGAAGGUGAGGGCAAGCCACAAAGUGAGGGUAAGUCAGCCUCCCAGGCAAAGCCAGAGAGCCAGCCGCGGGCCGCCGAAAAGCGCCCGGCUGAAGAUUAUGUGCCCCGGAAAGCAAAAAGAAAAACAGAUAGGGGGACGGACGAUUCCCCCAGGGACUCUCAGGAGGACUUACAAGAAAGGCAUCUGAGCAGUGAGGAGAUGAUGAGAGAAUGUGGAGAUGUGUCAAGGGCUCAGGAGGAGCUAAGGAAAAAGCAGAAAAUGGGUGGUUUUCAUUGGAUGCAAAGAGAUGUACAGGAUCCAUUCGCCCCAAGGGGCCAACGGGGUGUAAGGGGAGUGAGAGGUGGAGGUAGGGGCCAGAAAGAUUUAGAAGAUGUCCCAUAUGUUUAAUGUCUUUGGCCUUUAAUUCUGAUUUCUCUGAUGGGAAUAUUGCCAGUCCUGCUUUUCCUGGCAGGCAUUUGCCGGGCUAUGUGCUUUAACCUUAAGCUGAUACUUUCCUUUAGGUGUCACUCUUGUUACCAGCAGACUUUUGACCUACCUACAGUGCUCUGUCUUUUAGUAGAGGAUUUUCACCCAUGUGCAUGGAAUAAAUGUUCAUGGUACAUUGUAAAAUAACAAUAAAAAAGAGUUUUCAGAACCAUG